Messenger RNA from Dermatophagoides pteronyssinus (European house dust mite), 732 nucleotides. RefSeq names its product proteasome subunit alpha type-4-like. Lineage: Eukaryota; Metazoa; Arthropoda; Arachnida; Sarcoptiformes; Pyroglyphidae. The record is from RefSeq and is a predicted model, not a curated record.
AUGUCUGAUUAUGAUCGAGCAUUAACUGUAUUUUCCCCGGAUGGUCACUUAUUACAAGUUCAGUACGCAGCAGAAGCAGCUUCGAGAAGCCUUUCUGUUGUUGCCAUCAAAUCGGCAGACUAUAUAAUUAUCUUGGCCGAACGCUGCAAAGAACAAAAAUUGCAGGACGUGGCGCCGAAUUCAAAAAUAACUUUUAUCAACGACCGAGUAUUCGGAUGUUUUUCGGGACUCGCAGCCGACGCUAGAGUCCUUUUAAAUAAAACUAGAAAUGCAGCUCAAAGCUACCAGCUCUCAGCUGACGAAAUAGCUGAUUGCACCUAUAUCGCAAAGUACAUUGCUGAGGUUCAACAGCGAUACACAAUACAAGGAGGACUGCGUCCCUUUGGCGUUGCUAGUUUAAUUUGCGGCUUCACGUAUCAGUGUGAGCCUAGAAUUUACAAAUGUGAGUCUAACGGUGUGGUAAUUAGCUGGAAAGCACACGCCAUUGGAAAUAACUCUAAACCAAUAAACGAAUUUUUAAAUGCACAUUAUGAUGAAAAAUUAAGUUUAGAAGACGGACUGUCUGUCUUGUUCGGCUCAAUCACUGAAUGCUCAAACAUUGUUUGUGGAAAUGUCGACGUGCUGGUAGCUACGAAAAAACCCAAUCAAACAGGAACAAACGACUACCACUAUAAAUUCUUGGGUACAGAAGAAAAACAAAAUAUUAUACCAUUCAAACCAGACGAUAACUAA